Molecule: messenger RNA, 1108 nt
Organism: Cucumis sativus (cucumber)
Lineage: Eukaryota; Viridiplantae; Streptophyta; Magnoliopsida; Cucurbitales; Cucurbitaceae
Product: inosine triphosphate pyrophosphatase
Exons: 9
Coding region: 150-752 (200 amino acids)
Biological process (GO): nucleoside triphosphate catabolic process
Cellular component (GO): cytoplasm
Molecular function (GO): nucleoside triphosphate diphosphatase activity
Source: RefSeq, a predicted model, not a curated record
GUAACCGCUCGAACUAUUAAAACAUUGGUCGAAAAACCCCUCGUCCCAAAUUAGGGUUUAAGAAUUGGCGCCUUGAGGUGAACUGAGUUAUUUGUUUUUGGAGUUCGAUCUGAUCUCCUGAUUGGAAUUCUGAGGAAUCCGAAUCCAUAAUGGCGACAAGAAUUGGAUUGGUGCUUCCUCAGCCGGUGACGUUUGUGACCGGGAACGUCAAGAAGCUUGAGGAAGUUCGAGCAAUAUUGGGCAACUCCAUUCCUUUUCGUUCUCUCAAGCUUGACUUGCCGGAGUUGCAAGGCGAACCAGAAGAUAUAUCGAAAGAGAAGGCUCGGUUGGCUGCUAUCAAGGUUAAUGGGCCGGUUCUGGUGGAAGAUACAUGCCUCUGCUUCAAUGCUUUGAAGGGUCUCCCUGGGCCAUACAUCAAAUGGUUCUUGGAGAAGAUCGGCCACGAAGGUCUGAACAAUUUGUUGAUGGCAUACGAGGACAAGUCAGCAUAUGCUUCAUGCAUCUUUUCAUUUUCUCUUGGGCCUGAAUCUGAACCGAUCACAUUUGUGGGAAAAACUCCGGGAAAAAUUGUUCUUCCGAGAGGCCCUAAUGAUUUUGGUUGGGAUCCAAUUUUUCAACCUGAUGGCUUUGACCAAACGUAUGCUGAAAUGUGCAAGGAAGAAAAGAACAAGAUAUCUCAUCGCUAUCGUGCUCUUGCGCUGGUGAAAUCUCACUUUGCUGAAGCUAAUUACACAAGCCCGAUCCAAGACUAAAGAUUGCUUACAAAAACAUAUCCAUAGAGGUUUAAAUUAUUCACGUGUCAUAUGGUCGAACUGACAACUACACAUUGUGCUUUUUCCCCAAAUCUUAAAGUUUCUAUCCAAUUCCUACCUGUAUUUAGGAAUGAAAGAGAGAGGGGUUGGAAGCCAUGUGUAUGUGUGUGGAAACAGAAUGUAAGGUGGUGGGUAGUUGCUUUCUUUGAUUGAUUCUAUGGUUCCCUUUCAACAAUCUCUCUUAUCAGUUGUAAAGUGGAGCAUAAGGCAAAGCCUACCAUGUGUAGUAGAAUAGUCUUCAACUGAAUUUAGUUCUUGGAAUGAAUUAUUACACUUUGGAAUACUCUCUUCAAAUA